Molecule: messenger RNA, 3061 nt
Organism: Loxodonta africana (African savanna elephant)
Lineage: Eukaryota; Metazoa; Chordata; Mammalia; Proboscidea; Elephantidae
Gene: RAB27A
Product: RAB27A, member RAS oncogene family
Exons: 7
Coding region: 294-959 (221 amino acids)
Biological process (GO): exocytosis; positive regulation of exocytosis
Cellular component (GO): secretory granule; Golgi apparatus; melanosome
Molecular function (GO): GTPase activity; GTP binding
Source: RefSeq, a predicted model, not a curated record
CAGGAGGAAGCGGGAGGUGGAAGGAAGAGGAGGUCCCGCCCCACCUCGCUCUCCUUUACGGGAAGUGAUGUGGGGCCAGACGGAAAAUACCCGCCAACUACCCAAAAUCGGGGGACGCGGCUGCCGGAGACAGAGGCGCACUGGACGGCGGCCGAGCCAGACGAAGAGUAACCUUUUUGAAGAGGACAUGUGAUUGGAAGUUGUCUCAUUGUUGACGUGUUGGGAACUCAACCUCUAAAGUUUAAAAAAAAAAAUUAAACACCCCAUCAAGGUGAACCACUGAGUUCUUCAUUAUGUCUGAUGGAGACUAUGAUUACCUCAUCAAGUUUUUAGCUUUGGGGGACUCUGGAGUGGGGAAGACCAGUGUCCUUUACCAGUACACAGAUGGUAAAUUUAACUCCAAGUUUAUCACAACAGUGGGCAUUGAUUUCAGGGAAAAAAGAGUGGUGUACAGAGCCAAUGGGCCGGAUGGAGCUGUUGGCAGAGGUCAGAGAAUUCACCUGCAGCUGUGGGACACGGCAGGGCAGGAGAGGUUCCGUAGCUUGACAACAGCCUUCUUCAGAGAUGCUAUGGGAUUCCUGCUGCUGUUUGAUCUGACGAACGAGGAAAGUUUCCUCAAUGUCAGAAACUGGAUAAGCCAGCUGCAAAUGCAUGCAUAUUGUGAAAACCCAGACAUAGUGUUGUGUGGAAAUAAGAGUGAUUUGGAAGAGCAGAGGGUAGUCAAAGAAGAGGCAGCCAAAGAACUUGCAGAGAAAUAUGGAAUUCCCUACUUUGAAACCAGCGCUGCCAAUGGGACAAACAUAAGUCAGGCGAUCGAGAUGCUCCUGGACCUGAUAAUGAAGCGUAUGGAACGGUGUGUGGACAAGUCCUGGAUUCCUGAAGGAGUGGUGCGAUCCAACGGCCAUGCCUCCACAGACCAGCUAAGUGAGGAGAAGGAGAAGGGGACCUGUGGCUGCUGAAAAGGCAAGCCAGCCACACAGUAAUUCCAGCGGCCUGUCUGUGGUCUCCUCUGCGGCUGAUACACAGCGCAGUGAGGGAUCCAUGGCACUGGGGGAACUGCUUCUCACCACCCCAGUUAGACCUGUCAGUCAAGCAUCCAGUUCAAAAAUUAAUUUUCUGGAGCUUUGUAAAUAUUUCUUUUAAGAUUCCGCCUGAGAGUUAGGAGCAAGAUUUCAGAGAGCCAAGAGUGCCUUAAUAAAACUUUAGCCCAUGGCAGUUGAUGAUUCAUGGAUUUUACAGCCGCAGAAGAGUCCAUUUAUUACAUAGGAUGGCUGAGGGCACUGUCACCUGCUGUCCUUCAGCUAGGCCUGGAGUCCCACAUUCAAGAUCUUAGAUGCAAAUUUAAACUAUCCAAAUUAAAGAGUACCUUUGGUACUCUGCGUGUACCAGAGGUGAACUUCUAAAAUGUUGUCUAACCCACUUGAAUAUUAAACAAGAAUAUACACACAUAUCAGUUCAGUGCCUUUGAAUAGUAUUAGUUUCAUGUAAGCAUCCCCUUUAGCAUGAACAUGGAUCUACAGACCCUGGGUAAGCAGAAUUGACCAAUGGUACACUCAUUGUGACUUUUCUAUUUUGUGGGAGAGGGAUUGAGGAGCCUGGGGCAGGGGUGGUUUAAUGUAGUGUGAGCAACUGAAGUGGGGCUGCUCGUUCCCUACUGUAUUCCCAUUGCUCUGAAGGGUUGAAUGAAGGAAGGGUCAGGGAACUAGAUUUUAUGGCUUCAGUUCACUGUGAUCUGUGCGUUUAUACUCGGCCUAUGUGCUGGCCACGUAUGAGUACAGCUGGUGUUUGUGCCAAAGUUCUUUGUGACAAGCAAACAUUUAGCUGCUUUUUCUUCAUGUUUAUAAUGUGGGUCCAGCGUCCUCAGACUGCAGUUUCCAUUAGCUUGUAAACAACCAAUCUUCUUUCUUCACCAACAGGCUCUGUAUUGAUAUCUGCAAUUUGUUUUAUUUUUACAUGGGUGGUACUGAAGGAAUUACUUUUCAAUUACAUUAAAUGUCUGUUUGCUAUCUGGUAGAAGAUGGAUGUUUGUGUUUAAGCAGUCACAUUUGUCCUCUGGUUCAGUGUAAGAAAAAUUAAGUGUUUUAUAGCCUGUAUUUUCCAUUGAGAUCACAAAUGUUUACUUGCUGGGUCUUGCCAAAGCCAUGUAAUUCUGCUGCAUUGCCAAAGUGUCUUCACACCAAAUCGAAGGUGGUUUUAAAACAUGCUUUAUGGCAGUUGUUUAUAAAGUUCAAAGAUAUUUCAUUUAGGGGAAGAUUCUUACUUAUUACAUUGGUUUAAAUAAAGUAGAUUAAUAUUUCCAGAGAGCCUAAUGGCUAUUUUGCAAGAAACACCACUAAUAAUUUAAAUAGAGAAUCAAAAUCAAUGUUUUUGUGGCAGUAAAUGUUUGGUAGAACUGUAAUUAGAAAAAUAUAAGUUUGAUAGAAAAUAAUUACUUCUAUACAAUAGCUUCAAAAUGGCUUUUAUUGAGCACCUAUCUUGCUUCUUACCACUGCCCCUCCCACCACCCCCAUAACAGACUUAGCCGUGGUUACUAAGAUUUUUCAUAUUUCUGUCUUUGAAAUGGGGGCUUAUUUUAUAUACUAAAGAACUCAUUGGGUCCUAUGCAUUUGAAUUGUAUGUUCUAAUGAAGAAAGGAUUCAGAUUCAAGAUUAAAGUCAUAACCACACAGGAGUGCCUUCUAAGAUUGCCAUAAGACUUCAGAGGAAUGAAUCAUAAUUUUACAGAUAGAUAUCAGAGUAUAUUUUAUAUGGUAGUUAAAAAUAAGACAAUAUCUGCAUGUUUUCAUUUUUAAGAACCAAAUGAAUAAUUAGCUACAGAUCACAUUGGCCUUAAACAUACACAGUUAAACGUGUACAUGAUAUACCGCACACACAAGCACCACCUUUAAUUAUUGAAAUAACCUGUACUCUCUUUGGAACUCAUUUUCUUAAAUUUGAUAUUGAAGUUCAAUAUAUUUUGUGUAUCAAUGUAUUUUUUCUAUUCACAAGGCUGUGUAAAAGUGAAAUGUAUCUUCAGGGGUCCUUGUGCCAAUUAAGCUUAUAAUAAAAAGCUGUCUAGUCAA